Molecule: messenger RNA, 1113 nt
Organism: Drosophila innubila
Lineage: Eukaryota; Metazoa; Arthropoda; Insecta; Diptera; Drosophilidae
Exons: 2
Coding region: 27-1085 (352 amino acids)
Source: RefSeq, a predicted model, not a curated record
AAAAUCAUUCAAGUUGUAUUAUAAUAAUGAAGAACAAAAUAAUUUGGUUACUUAUAUCAAUGGUCUUAGUGCAAGAGAGUAAAACGUCUUGUGCAGAGUGGAAACAACCUGAAACAAACUGUGUCAAUGAUUUUGCAAAUCAAACAAAUUCCCUUGCAAAAUAUGAUAAUCCCGAAAAGUUGGUACAAGAAAAGUUAGAUGUUUUUGAUAAAAGAAUGGAAGAUAUACGUAGAAUGAUUGAGCUUGCACUGUUGAGCCAAACGGAGCAAAAUAUUAAGCGAAAUGUGGAUUUUUUAGAAAGUUUACAGAAUGUUGAACAUCAGCUAGAGAAGAUUAAAGUGCAAGAAGCACAGUGGGAUCACAACUUAGAUAAUCAUAACAACUUAACUAAGGCCAGUUCGAAAAAGGUGAAUUCAGAUUGCAUAGCCAAACUUCUAAAUAUUGAGCAGCUGCUGAAGGAAAAGUUUGAAGAGCAGGAAGAGAAGUUGAAACAAAAACUUGAAAUUCAAAAUAAAAUAACUAAAUCAUUAUGGCAGAAGCAAAUUGAUAAUAUUAAACCGAGAAUUGAUUCCAUGGUCAAGUCUGACAGUUUGAAGAUAAUACAGGAAAAAUUUGAAACACUUCAAAAAGCUAUGGAAACUCAAAUAUCUAACUCCAUAACACAAUUUGAGAGUAUUAAAAAUCAGAUGCAAGACAAUGUUGAAAAUUUUAGAAAAAUCGGUUUAAAAUAUUAUUAUAUUGAGCAAUCAGAAAAUUUAAGUUGGUAUGGAUCAUUUCAUAAAUGUCUGACCUUGGGUGGACAUUUGGUUAGUAUCACCAAUCUAUCUGAGUUCAACGCAAUCACAACCGGAUUGCAGCCGCACAAACAUUACUGGAUGGACGUAAAUGAUCUUGGUACUGAGGGACUCUAUCUUUCGGCAGCCACCGGUCUUCAAGCAACCUAUCUCAACUGGCAUACAGAUAACCCAGGUCAUAAUAUUACUAAUCACUGCGGCGAGUUACGGUUUCAUGAAAAUAAGCAUUUAAUGUACAUUAGUGAUUGUAAUGAUAAAGAACUUUUUAUUUGUGAAUUUUAUUAUCAAUAAAGUUGAUUACGCAUCAUAAUAAAUAUAA